UAACAGCGUUUGCUUAGAAGGAAAAGGCAAUCCUCCUAGGGAGGCGCGCACGCGUUGAACGCAAUGGAGAGAAACUGAGCUCUCCUCCCCCCGCCCGAUCUCCUGCCUGAGCCGGGCAAAAGGCCACGCCUCCUCGCUCUUCUCUCCCUCCCUGUUCCUUUAGCCUGGCAGCCGGAGCUGGGAGGCGUGAGUCAAGGAGAAGAAGGGAAGAGUGGGGUGCCUUCCUUUUGGAAAAGGGGCGUCAGCUAGAGCCCAGCAGAGAAGAGAGCGAGAGAGCGCGCGCUAGGAGAAGCCGCUCUGCCUUAGACACCGGGGGAAGACGAUGAAGUAACAGAGAUGCUUCCCUUUUUGAUCGUCACCCUGGGCUCAGCAGAGGCGGCCUGCAGGACCUCCAGCUGCAACAACAGCACCAAGGAUUACUGCUACAGCGCCCGCAUCCGCAGCACGGUGCUGCAGGGCUUGCCCUUUGGAGGGGUGCCCACCGUCCUUGCUCUUGAUUUCAUGUGCUUUCUUGCACUGCUGUUUGUUUUUUCCAUUUUACGUAAAGUGGCCUGGGAUUAUGGGCGUCUGGCACUGGUGACUGAUGCUGAUAGGCAACGACGCUGGCAGCUGGAGCAAGAGGAGCGGGAAUAUGUGGCAUCCGCCUUGCAUUCUGACAGCCAUGAUCGCUAUGAGCGCCUCACUUCUGUCUCCAGCUCUGUGGACUUCGACCAAAGAGACAAUGGCUUCUGCUGCUGGUUGACAGCAAUCUUCAGGAUAAAGGAUGAUGAGAUCCGUGAUAAGUGUGGGGCUGAUGCAGUCCAUUACCUCUCCUUCCAGCGGCACAUCAUAGGACUGCUGGUUGCCGUGGGUGUCCUCUCUGUGGGCAUUGUGCUGCCAGUGAACUUCUCAGGGGACCUGCUAGAGAACAACCCCUACAGCUUUGGGAGAACAACUAUUGCUAACUUGAAAUCUGGGAAUAACCUCUUAUGGCUGCACACAUCCUUUGCCUUCUUGUACCUGUUGCUGACUGUGUACAGCAUGCGUCUUCACACCUCCAAGAUGCGCUACAAAGAGGAUGAUUUGGUGAAGCGAACUCUCUUCAUUAACGGAAUCUCAAAGUAUGCUGAAUCUGAAAAGAUCAAGAAGCAUUUUGAGGAAGCCUAUGCAAACUGCACGGUGUUGGAGGCACGCCCCUGCUAUGAUGUGGCCCGGCUGAUGUUCCUUGAUGCGGAGAGAAAAAAGGCAGAGCGUGGAAAGAUCUACUUCACCAACUUGCAGACCAAGGAGAACACCCCAUCCAUGAUCAAUCCCAAGCCCUGUGGCCAUCUCUGCUGUUGCGCUAUCAAAGGCUGCGAAGAGGUGGAAGCCAUGGAAUAUUACACCAAACUGGAGGAAAAGCUGAAAGAGGACUAUAAGAAGGAAAAGGAGAAAGUGAACGAGAAGCCAUUGGGCAUGGCCUUUGUCACCUUCCAUAAUGAGGCCAUUACAGCCAUAAUCCUUAAAGACUUCAACGUGUGCAAGUGCCAAGGCUGCAAGUGCCGUGGGGAACCCAAGGCCUCCUCCUGCAGCGAGUCUCUCCAUGUCUCCAAUUGGACAGUCUCAUAUGCGCCUGAUCCUCAGAACAUUUACUGGGAACAUCUAUCCAUUUGUGGCUUCAUUUGGUGGUUCCGCUGCCUGAUCAUCAAUGUGGUGCUCUUCCUCCUGCUCUUCUUCCUCACCACUCCUGCCAUCAUCAUCACCACUAUGGACAAGUUCAAUGUUACCAAGCCUGUUGAGUACUUGAACAAUCCCAUCAUCACCCAGUUCUUUCCCACCCUGCUGCUGUGGUGCUUCUCUGCUCUGCUUCCAACAAUUGUGUAUUAUUCAGCAUUCUUUGAAGCCCACUGGACCAGGUCUGGAGAGAACAGGACAACCAUGCACAAGUGCUACACUUUCCUCAUCUUCAUGGUCUUGUUGUUGCCAUCGCUGGGCCUGAGCAGUCUGGAUGUAUUUUUCCGCUGGCUGUUUGACAAAAAGUUCCUGGAGGAGGCUGCUGUAAGAUUUGAGUGUGUGUUCUUGCCAGACAAUGGGGCCUUCUUUGUGAACUAUGUUAUAGCCUCUGCCUUCAUUGGGAAUGCCAUGGACUUGCUGCGCAUCCCCGGCCUACUGAUGUACAUGAUUCGGCUCUGUCUUGCCCGCUCAGCUGCUGAACGCAAGAAUGUCAAACGGCAUCAGGCCUAUGAAUUCCAGUUCGGGGCUGCUUAUGCCUGGAUGAUGUGUGUCUUCACUGUGGUAAUGACCUACAGCAUCACCUGCCCCAUCAUAGUUCCCUUUGGUUUGAUGUAUAUGCUACUGAAGCACUUGGUGGACAGAUACAACCUCUAUUAUGCCUAUCUGCCAGCCAAAUUGGAUAAAAAGAUCCAUUCAGGGGCUGUGAACCAGGUGGUGGCUGCACCUAUCCUCUGCCUCUUUUGGCUCCUCUUCUUCUCUACUGUGCGCUCAGGGUUCCUGGCUUUCACAUCCAUGUUUACUUUCGUGGUUCUUGUCAUCACCAUCGUGAUCUGCUUGUGUCACGUCUGCUUUGGACACUUCAAAUACCUCAGUGCUCACAAUUACAAGAUUGAUCACACAGAGGUGGAUGCUGUGGAUGGAAGGGAAAAUGGACGUCCUGCUGCUAACCACCCACCUGCUCCUAAAUCAGCCCAGAAGUACAUUGCCCAAGUGCUGCAAGAUUCUUCACCAGAGGGUGACGUGGCAGAGUCUGAAGAACAGGGGUCCCAGGACGAGGAGCUCAUCAACCCAAAUGGCAUGAAUGAUACGGAUUUCCAGUCAUGCGAAGACAGCCUGAUAGAAAAUGAGAUCCAUCAUUAGGGAUGUAGGAAUGCAAGAGGGGGCGGGGAGUCCUGUGAGCUGACGAGGCUGCUGGGUACUGUGUACGUGUGUGUAUGAGUGAGUGAGUGAGAGAGACCAAGGAAGUGGAAGAAAGGACAGCCCAGGACAGGCACCGUAUCUGCUGCUCCUGCCUGCCCGCCCGCCCACCCGGCUGCUGCCUUAUUGCUCCUUUCGAGGUCAGAAGAGACCUCUCCAUCGGACCUCCAUUCCCUCUCUUUCCUAUUGGUCUGCCUAUGUUGUUCCCUCCCUCUGUCCUCGUCUCUCGGGAUGGGAGGAGCUUUCUCUUAAAAGCUGCCCACCCUUAACCCUUUCCAAAACCCUACAGACCUGAGCUGGAGCAGAGAUGGAGCAUGACUCUGCUCUUUGCUCCAUUGUGGUUGGAGGGUGGAGGGUGGGGAGGUGAAGCAAAAGGAAGGGCAACAGACGCCAGGAUGCUUCCCAGUGGCAAAAGUCUCCUCCCAGGGAGCACAUGCUCCCCCGUUCUCCAAUCCUGUAUCUAGAAUCACAAAACACUAAUUAUUAGGUUUACAAAAGAACUCAGCUUUAAUCAAGGUACUGAGUUUCCAAACGAAGAGAGAGUGGCUUUGAACCUGGCUGGGAUCAGGGAUUCCAGCCAAGCGGAGCUGUUUUUUAACCUAUAUAUAAAUCGCCUCCAUGCCUGUGCAUCAGCAAGAAUUUCAUCUCUGGUGCCUGAGACGCAACCCCUAUGGCAACUGCAGUCUUGGCCAGCCCUUUCCACUCUGUCUGUCCAGGGAAGGCUGCAGACAUGAGCAGACUAGAGCCAGAGGGAUUGUACAGAAAAGGGCCCUGCUGCCAUGAACGCUCCCCGAUGAAAGCCGCAACUGGAGAGUGCCACCUAAUGACAGAGACUCCCCAUGAGCAGCUGCUAGUGGCAAAAGCAGCUCCAUUGGCAAAAGAGCCCCUUGCAGGGCAAGGGGAAUGCAGGGGAUUGACAAAGACAAUUGUCACCACUAGGCUGACAGUACGUCUCUUCCCCUCCCAAUCCAAACAACUAUGAUAGACCAUGUUAAGCAAGACCAGGAGUCUUGAAACAGAGACAAAAUUAUUUGGGCUCUGCAGCAGCAUUUUUGCACACUUGUUUUAUCUUUGAAACUGACUAAAACCCAAAUGCUCUCUAGCCCAGUCUAAUUUCUAGGGAGGCAGAAGAAGGUUGGGUUUCUAAAGACUUGCUAGAGAGAGUGAGACCACUGGAUCCCAGGUGCUGUGGAGCUUUCUAGCUUUGCCUUGGCACGUCGCUUCAGGCCUCCUGUGCAUUCAGUCAUCAGCAGCUCAGCUCUUCUUGGACCAACCUCACUGCCUUGCAUGCGACUCCAAGGAACUGCCUUAUGACUUGAGGUGUCGCAGCCUCCUGAGCUUUCUCUUCAAAGGGUUGCUGUAGAACUUCCAUCCCACCUGUUUGCAUCAUUUGCACAGAAGGUUGGGGUUCCCCAAUGAAUAGGGCUGUUUGGCUUUGUAAGAUUGGUGUGAGCCAAAGGGUGUAAUAGAAUAAAUCUCUGUGGAUACUUUAAAUCUAUUUGGAAAGGCAUUUUCCAGCCUUAGAGGGGAGAGGGAACUAGAAGGAACACAGGUGGAGCCAGGGGUCUCGAUAGGAAUGCCCCACCCUUUGGGGUGGCUUUUGGGGAUGUGGAGAAGCAAUGGAUUCCCUUGCACUUUUGGUGAGUCUUGCCUUCAGCUGGGGACACUCGGCCUGUUGAUUAGAUUCAGUCUAUUCUUAUUCUUGAGCUGAGUCCCUUUAUCUGAAUCAGGCUCAUUUUCCAACACAUGCGCACAGAUACACAUACACAAACACAGAAAGAAGGCCAGGCUGCUGUUUAGCUUAAAUUUUGCAUUCCCUUUGCCUCCACAACUCUGUUUCUCCCCUGCCAUAAGCAAUCCUUGAGGGAUGCUACCAGUGUUAAUAGAAGCAGAGACCAAUCCCAACCCUCCAAAGCGGAGGUGGGUGUAAUUAACUGUCUUUGUUCUUCCUGCCAGGGGCUUGAAGCUUUUUUAAAGAUAUGACUAGACCAAGUCUCAAUCUCUUAACACUGGGCAGGGCUACAGAGGGACGAUAUAUCUCCAUGGUAAAAGCAGGGAGCUGGAACACAGGCACAGUCAAGACUGCGCAAGUCACAGAGUCACAAAAAACAAGCAAGAAGCCCUUUGCUUUCUGCUUUUUGACUUGGGAACCCCAGAAAACAGGGAGAAGGAGCUGGACUUCGCACUCCCUUCUAGGAGGAGACACGAGAGUUUGAGGAGCUCAGUUCGCCCUUGGAAGCUGCUGGGCCAUAGCUUGUGGUGGCGUCUAGGAGCUGGUGGGGAGGAGUGUAGGAGCCUGUGUUUAGAGCAUCCCUCAUUGAUCUCCCACUGUCAUCAUUGCCACCACAUACUCAGCUGCACUGCUGCUGGAGAAUGCACGUGGGUUUUAUUUUAAUAGUUUGUUCCAAGGAUGUUUCUUGGAUACUGUCUAGAAAUAGUAUGUGUUCCAUGCCAGGGUUUCCUGUCCAUGCCUGUAUUGGUCCCUUGGCACCAUAUUCCUAAGCCCAGCCACCACUGCCCUAUCUGCAUCAGCCCCACAACCUCAACUUGGGACAACUGGGAUGGCUCUGAUCUCCCUGGAUAUACAGCUGUAGUGCAGGUCUGGCCUAUGCAGGUGAUUAAUGGAUGUGUCCAUUGGUGCCCCCCCCCAGCAGGGAGCUGUGUUCUAACUGGCACUGUGUCUGUGUAGAGAUGUGUAUAAUACCCUGUAUAUAUUUGUGUAAAAAAGAAAAGGAACUUACCAUA
Messenger RNA from Rhineura floridana, 5634 nucleotides. It is a transcript of the gene TMEM63B, whose product is annotated as transmembrane protein 63B. Lineage: Eukaryota; Metazoa; Chordata; Lepidosauria; Squamata; Rhineuridae. Gene Ontology annotation, molecular function: calcium-activated cation channel activity. The record is from RefSeq and is a predicted model, not a curated record. Gene Ontology annotation, cellular component: plasma membrane. The coding region runs from base 337 to 2832 and encodes 831 amino acids. The transcript has 24 exons.